Phoenix dactylifera (date palm) is the source of this 411-nucleotide messenger RNA. Lineage: Eukaryota; Viridiplantae; Streptophyta; Magnoliopsida; Arecales; Arecaceae. The record is from RefSeq and is a predicted model, not a curated record.
UCCCUUGUGCAAGUAAUGAAGCCCACGGCCGGGGGGUCAUCAUCAUCCGACACGACCCAUAAUAUUGAAGCUGAAGUGCUCGCUGAAUUGAUGGGCCCAGAGCGUUAUGGUCGAGUGAGGGGUUACGGCGUUGGAGUUACCCCCACUCAGUUGUCUUCAGUGGGCACAUAUACAAGAAAUGCCAGAGAAUCUAGUAACACUGCAGAAGUUCGUCGGCUUCAAGCAACUAUUGAUGAGUUGAAGCAAAACCAAGCAAAUUUGCAGUCUCAGCUUACGAAUAUUUCUUCCAUGUUACAACGGUUUCUCCCUUCUCAGAUUCCUGAUACUUCAAACGCUAGUAGAGAUGAUGAUGGAGCUGAAUCCCGUCCCUGAUGCAUUCUAGAUUAUCUUUUAUGAGUUUGAUAUGUAUAU